Messenger RNA from Saccostrea cuccullata (small rock oyster), 985 nucleotides. RefSeq names its product lachesin-like. Gene Ontology annotation, biological process: homophilic cell-cell adhesion; synapse organization. The record is from RefSeq and is a predicted model, not a curated record. The transcript has a single exon. Lineage: Eukaryota; Metazoa; Mollusca; Bivalvia; Ostreida; Ostreidae. Gene Ontology annotation, molecular function: axon guidance receptor activity. The coding region runs from base 245 to 952 and encodes 235 amino acids. Gene Ontology annotation, cellular component: neuronal cell body; axon; plasma membrane.
ACACGCCUGUAUUGCAGCAGGUGAGACCAGGAGACACGGCAAAGUUCAUGUGUUCGUAGGGGAAUUGGAAGAAGAGACGGUAAUCUGGAGUGGCAAAGGCGGCGACAUUUUGUAUUUUGGCAACCAUAAAAACACACAAGUAACAAGAAUUACUCUGGAACGUCCCUAUUCCAAGAGCUGGAAUCUCGUCAUUGGAAACGUUAAACUUGGAGACGGAGGAUCCUACGAGUGUCGAGUCGGAGAGAUGGUUAUUAAAGCGUAUACGUUAGAGGUGAUAUAUUCACCGCGAAUCUUACCGUCGGAAUCAGAUGGAGACCACAAGGUUCAGGAGGGGGAAAAUGUUACCCUAACUUGUCAGGCCAAGGGGUUCCCACCUCCUAAAUAUAUAUGGCAUCUUAUACAAUGCACCCAAGAAAUGAGGCUCGAUAUGGGACCACAAUUAGAAAUACCUAAUAUCAGAAGAGAAGAAGCAGGCGUGUAUAGGUGUACAGCGUUUAAUGGAAUCGAACCAAAUGGUACAAUAAAUUUACAAGUUGGCGUGGAGCACGCACCUACAAUUACUGUUUACAACCCCGAGUUAAUUUCAGAGAAGGGUAAGAGUGUUAGGUUAGAAUGCAUCGUUGUACGGUUCCCCAACGGACGAUACAACUGGACUAAACGUGGUGAGGUCGUGAAAAAGGACUGGAAUCAUGAUCCCCAGUAUAUUGAGCUUAACUUGACCACAACAAUGAUGAGUCUGGAUAUUAAACAAGUGGAAGCACGGUCAUUUGGAAAGUACAGCUGUGAGGCAGAGAAUGAGCACGGUAGAGCUGUCGGCAGUGUCACACUACAAGAGAUUGGUUCAUCAUCCAAUAAACCGUCCGCUGGGACUGGCAAAGAUGGAAGCACACAGCUUUGUUCUGAAAGUAUCUUGUUCUACCUCGCUAUUUUAACAUUAUUUCUUAAGUUUUAACUUUACUUGAUUAUUUCUUUGCAAGUUUUACUG